Molecule: messenger RNA, 2114 nt
Organism: Sinocyclocheilus rhinocerous
Lineage: Eukaryota; Metazoa; Chordata; Actinopteri; Cypriniformes; Cyprinidae
Product: gastrula zinc finger protein XlCGF57.1-like
Exons: 2
Coding region: 1-1218 (405 amino acids)
Biological process (GO): regulation of transcription by RNA polymerase II
Molecular function (GO): RNA polymerase II cis-regulatory region sequence-specific DNA binding; DNA-binding transcription factor activity, RNA polymerase II-specific
Source: RefSeq, a predicted model, not a curated record
AUGAGACUGGUCUUCAUUAACAAUAGGCUACUUGAGGAGAGUCAAGAACUGAAUGAAACAGAAGAGAACGAUCAAAAUGAGAAACAGCAUGAUUUCAAAACUGAAGAAGAAUCAAUUAGUUGCUCACAGACUGAAAAGACUUCCUCACCUAAAAAUGCUCAAAAAACACAAACUACAAACCUUAAUUCCCACUUAACUCCCCAUCAUGCUGGAGAGAGCUCUUUCACCUGCCAACAGUGUGGACAAGUUUUCAAUCAAAAAAGAUGCCUUAAAGUCCACAUGAAAAUUCACAUUGAAAAGAAACCGUUCAUAUGCCCUCAGUGUGGAAAGAGUUUUACACGGAAAUAUUACCUUAAUGCCCACAUGAAAAUUCACACUGGAGAGAGACUUCACACCUGUAAACUGUGUGGAAAGAGUUUCACACAGAAAAGUCAACUUAAUGUCCACAUGAGAAUUCACACUGGAGAGAAGCCUUUCACAUGUGAUCAGUGUGGGAACAGUUUCAGACGAAAUGCAGAGCUUCAGACUCACAUGAUAAUUCACACUGGAAAGAAACCUUACAUGUGUAAUCAGUGUGGAAAGAGUUUCACACAAAAUAGUCAACUUAAAGUUCACAUGAGAAGUCACACAGGAGAGAGGCCGUUCACCUGCAAACUGUGUGAGAAGAGUUUCACACUAAAUAGAUAUCUUAAGACUCACAUGAUUAUUCACAUGGAAAAGAAUCCAUUCACAUGCUCUCAGUGUGGGAAGUGUUUUACACAGAAAAGAACCCUUGAUGCCCACAUGGUAAUUCACACUGGAGAGAAGCCGUUCACCUGCCUUCGGUGUGGGAAGGGUUUCAGACUAAAAGAAAACCUUCAGACUCACAUGAGCAUUCACACUGGAGAGAAGCAAUUUGAAUGUCAACAGUGUGGAAGGAGAUUUACACAAGAAAAACUCCUUAAUGCCCACGUGAGAGUUCACACGGGAGACAAGCCUUUCACCUGCCCUCAGUGUGGGAAGAGUUUCACGAAUAAAACAAACCUAAAGACUCACAUUAGAAUUCACACUGGAGAGAAUCCAUUCACAUGUGAUCAGUGUGGAAAGAGUUUCAGAUAUAAUGCAAACCUUAUUAGUCACAUGAAGAUUCACUCAGAGAACGGUUUUAAAUGUCAUCAGUGCGAAAGGAGUUUCACAGACAUGAAUCACCUUCAGGAUCAUGUUAAAAUUCACAUCUGAGAAAAGCCUCUCAUGUGCCAUCACUGUGGAAAGAGUUGCUCAAGAGAAGAUAACCUCAAAGAUUCACAUGAGAGUUCACACUGGAGAGAAACCUCACAAGUGUCUUCAGUGUGAGAAGAGUUUCACAUGUCAACGCAGCAUGAAACGUCAUUUGCGAACGCAUUCUGAGAAGAAAUGGCCAUUUUCCUUAGUGGGAAGAGGUUUAGAAAAAGGAGAGAUUUCUAUAAUCAUCUGUGCAUUCAUUCUGGAAGACAAUUCAAUUGUAGUCAAAUAAUAAUUUGCCAUCACACUGAAAAGUCAUGCAAAUGUGAGAUCCAGAGACCCAAGAGUUUGACAAGAAAAAAUGCUACAUCUGAUUGUUACCUACUAAAGACUACUUCUUUUACUUGCAUCCUUCAUCUCUUUAUGCUUCACCAUAAGGCAUUUUCUUUUCUUUUGUGCAUUUGUACUCCUGUGGCCAUACCUGAUCAUCUUCUUUGCUGUAGUUUCAAAUAUUGAACCGUUACAGUAGAUUCCCUCAAAUUUUGAGUUAUGUCACUCAAUUCCAUGUGUUGAUUUCCUUUGAGUCAAAAUUUACAAGUCAAACUUGUACCUUGCUGGGAAAAGCAACAAUGUAACUUGAAGAUUAUCAAUAAAUUGAUAUAAACUGAACAAAAUGAUUUGUUCCCAUAGAUUGUAGGUGUAUUUUAGCUUAUCGUUUAGUCGAUUUCAAUUGAAUGUUGUAAUAUCUGGAUAAGUUUACUGAUUGUAGAACUCUGGAAAUACCAGGCAACUUUAAAUUUAUGAUCAGGAAAAGCAUGGAAAUAUUAUUCUAGUUGUGCGCAGGUCUGAAUGUUAUCAGCACAGUUUAUUCUUUGUUGUGCUUCCAGUAGCGUGCAUGUACAUGUACAUACUGU